UAUUUGGAGUACCCAUAUCCAGGCAUAAAGUCAGUUGCUGCCAAACCAGGACCACGGUUGAUCAAGACCCACCUGCCUUUGGCAUUGUUACCACCUUCAUUUGACAAUAGUAAUGCAAAGCUGAUUUACAUUACCCGUAAUCCUCGUGAUGCAGCUGUCUCCUACUUCCACUUCAUGAAACUUUUGACUGCUUGCAGCUACCAGGGAAGUCUAUCCACAUUCUUCAAGAUGUUCCUGUCUGAUAUGGUUAUGUAUAGCCCUUUCUUUGACCAUGUACUGGGUUACUGGAAACGGCGGGAAGAGUCAAAUAUUAUGUUUGUUAAAUAUGAAGACCUUCUUAAGGACCCUGUAAAUAUAAUUAAGAAAAUUGCUGAAUUUUUAGAGGUGGAAGUGUGUGAUGUAGAUGUGGAACACAUAGCACACUCAACAUCAUUUAAGUCUAUGUCUGCAAAUGCUAGUGUGAAUUAUGAGCAUUGGAAGGAUCUGGGAUUUGCACACAAGGAUAAAGGAAAAUUCCUAAGAAAAGGUAAAGUAGGUGAUUGGCAGAAUCAUAUGACUGAAGCAGAAGUCGCAGCCUUUGAAGAAUGGGAAAAGAGACAUUUGGCCAACUCUGAUCUUACUUUUACAUUUACAUUACCGGAAGCAGAAACUGAUGUAGCUUGAUUUUUUUUUUUAUUACAACAGUAGAUAAUUAAUGUAUAUUGUUUAUGCAGUCUAAUAAAUAUUUACAAACUUUGCUACA
Molecule: messenger RNA, 742 nt
Organism: Penaeus vannamei (Pacific white shrimp)
Lineage: Eukaryota; Metazoa; Arthropoda; Malacostraca; Decapoda; Penaeidae
Source: RefSeq, a predicted model, not a curated record